AUGGUAGAUAGAGAGAUAGGUGAUAAAAUGGUGCUACAGUUGUUAUUAUGUCUAUUGUUGGUCAUUCAAGUACGAAGCUCGCCAACAACUGGUAUGAUAUAUUGUUACGGUGAAUUGUACGUGUACGCUGACGGUCAACAAAUACUGAACAGUAACACUGCUUAUCCGACUGCGUCCUUCCAAGUGUCCGACAAUGUCCAGGUGUUGGGAGUAUCAUGUCGAAAAGCAGGGAGUAACGGUCGAAUUCAAAUGACCCUCAGUAAUGGAAUCAAGACUGACCACUCGUGGACAUGUUCCCCACAGUUUGAAGAAAAUUGGUUCUCUCCAGAAUUUAACGAUUCGGCAUGGCAGGAAGCUACAGUUAGUUUGUAUCCAGUAACGAUGUUUCCGGUGUUCGGGGCGAGAACCUGGAUCUGGACCGACAAUACAACAGACGAUUUCGCUUACUGUAGAAAAAUGCUGAAAACGGAAAAUCAAGAGCCCCAGUGUAAGUGUGAAGAUGUACAACAGGAAGUAACAGAUCUAAAGGCGGAAGUCGCAUUGAUUCAAUCGGAAGUGACGGCACUCAAAGAUUUGGUGAAUGCAUUACAGUUGAACCUGGACAAUCCAGCAGACGACGGAAACGGGAAUAUCGGAGAGGGAGAUAUAUUUGGGUAG
Messenger RNA from Lottia gigantea (owl limpet), 657 nucleotides. RefSeq lists its product as hypothetical. The transcript is spliced from 5 exons. The coding region runs from base 1 to 657 and encodes 218 amino acids. The record is from RefSeq and is a predicted model, not a curated record. NCBI's taxonomy places the organism in Eukaryota, Metazoa, Mollusca, Gastropoda, Lottiidae.